Messenger RNA from Plectropomus leopardus (leopard coralgrouper), 326 nucleotides. Lineage: Eukaryota; Metazoa; Chordata; Actinopteri; Perciformes; Serranidae. The record is from RefSeq and is a predicted model, not a curated record.
CCAUGCGAAUGAACCGAUGUAAUCAGAUCCUUAAGAAAGCAAUAAGCCUCAAACCGUCUCUGGAGAAAUUCAUCGGAGACGCCACCAGGCUGACUGACAAGCUGCUGGAGCUCUGCAACAAGCCGGUGGAUGGUAACAGCACCACCCUCAGCAUGAGCGUUCACUUCAAGCAACUCAAACGUUUGGUGGAGGAGCCGACCUUCAGCCAGAUCCUCAUCCCGCUGCAGUCAGUCCUCAUCCCCACGCUGCCCUCCACAGGCGGGACGAACACACAGCACGACGCCUUCCCCGGACACUGGGCUUACCUGGACGGCUUUGAAGACUCU